AAACUAACUAUUUCUUCUUUUGCUGUUUCAUUUGACUGUGUUUUUUAGCAGGCCUGGAGUGGGGUUUUUUUUUUUUUUUUAACUGAAAGGCUGAUCAUUUUGUUGGUUUAACGCAUGCCCGCCGUUGUCAAUCUGCUAAGGAAACAAAACGGGUCAGCCAAGGAAAUGUGUCAGCUAAUGCUAAUUGCUAAUGGUCGCUAGCUGCCCGCUACCUGAGGCGAGAGCUCUGACAGAGACGCCUCUUCGGUUUUAACGUACAUCCAUCAGCAGCAGUCAUCCCGUGUGUUCGACGUCGAUAACAACCCCGCCGCGUAUUCGGUAGCACCAUGGCCAGUCUGCUUUCAAUGCAAUGGGUUGCCUCUCUUAGAAAACCUAGAAGUCUGAGUCGCUUGAGGACGGCCGCACGGGGAGUCGACAAGCGAAGCUACAGCGGUGAAAAGGCGUCUUCAGUCGAAUAUUUACAGCGAAGUGUGGUGCCAUCGAUGCAUUACCAGAAAAGCUUGCCGAGGCUACCUGUACCAAAACUGGAGGACACUAUCAGGAGGUAUUUAGCUGCCCAGAGGCCUCUGUUGGAUGAUGACCAGUUCAGGACAACAGAGAAACUUGCACAGGAUUUCCAAAGUGGUGUGGGGAAACAGCUGCAUGAGGAACUGGUAGCCCAGGAUAAAACCAAUAAGCACACAAGCUACAUCUCAGCACCAUGGUUUGAUAUGUACCUAUCUGCACGUGACUCUGUGGUGCUGAACUUCAACCCCUUCAUAUCCUUGAAUCCUGACCCUAAGACGCAGUACAACGACCAGCUUAUACGGGCAACUAAUAUGGUGUGUUCAGCAGUGCGCUUCAUGAAAACGCUUCGAGCUGGAUUACUGGAGCCAGAGGUUUUCCAUCUAAACCCGGCAAAGAGUGACACAGACAGCUUCAAGAAGUUCAUCCGUUGGGUGCCUUCCUCUCUGUCUUGGUAUGGAGCCUACAUGGUGAAUGCAUACCCCCUGGACAUGUCUCAGUACUUUCGCCUCUUCAACUCAACUCGGAUUCCCCGGUGUGGGCGAGAUGAGCUCUUCACCGAUGAGAAAGGACCACAUGUCCUAGUUAUGAGAAAAGGUAACAUGUAUGUAUUCGACAUUGUAGACAGGGACGGUAAUUUAGUGAAGCCUGCAGAGAUCCAGUCCCACUUGAAGUACAUUUUGUCUGACCCGGCACCAGCACCCGCCUUUCCUCUUGGUGUGCUUACCAGUGAGAACAGGGAUGUGUGGGCCGGGCUGAGGGACAAACUGCUAGCUGCUGGAAACACAGAAAAUUUACACAUUGUUGACAGCGCUGUUUUCUGUCUCUGCCUGGAUGAUGAUAGCAUGCGGGACCAUAUUCACACCUCCCACAACAUGCUGCACGGCGACGGCUGCAACCGGUGGUAUGACAAGUCCUUCAGCAUCAUUCUCACCAAAGAUGGACAGGCAGCCAUUAAUUUUGAGCAUUCCUGGGGUGACGGUGUCGCUGUCCUCCGCUUUCUGAAUGAGAUCUUCAAAGACACAACAGAGCAGCCACUGGUGCACCCAGGCUCUGUGGCUGCCGCUGUGGAUUCCGCGUCUGCUGUGCGCAGGCUGCAGUUCCAAUUGGACAGUGAGCUGGAGAAUGGCAUCCAAAAAGCGAAGGAGAGCUUUGAUUCAACAGUUUCAAAACUCACCAUUGAUGCCAUGGAGUUCAAGAAGGGUGGGAAGGAACAGUUGAAGAAGAGCAAGUUGAGUCCAGAUGCUAUCGCCCAACUUGCUUUUCAGAUGGGCUUCCUGAGGCAGUACGGAAAGACAGUAGCCACAUAUGAGUCGUGUAGCACCGCAGCGUUCAUGCAUGGCCGCACAGAGACAAUUCGACCAGCUACCAUACACACCAAACAAUGUUCGCACGCCUUUGUUUGCCAGCCAGGACAGCACAGUGUGGAGCAACUACGGGCCAUGCUCAAGGAAUGCUCAAAAUAUCAUGGACAGCUCACCAAGGAAGCAGCUAUGGGACAAGGUUUUGACCGACAUCUCUUUGCCCUGCGAUACCUGGCCAACUCAAAGGGCCAAGCCCUGCACAGCCUGUACACUGACCCCAGUUACGCCGCCAUCAACCACAACAUCCUCUCCACCAGCACCCUGACCAGUCCAGCCGUGAACCUCGGGGGCUUUGCCCCGGUGGUGCCUGAUGGGUUUGGUGUGGGCUACGGUGUCCAUGACGACUGGAUCGGCUGCAAUGUGUCCAGCUACCCGUCUCGCAACGUCCAGGAAUUCCUGCAGUGUGUCCACAAGUCUUUAGAGGACAUUUUCACAGUAGUGGAGGGAAAGCCACUCAGUUAAGAAACAAGUGUUUAUUAUCUUCACUGUUCUGAACAGUACAGUGAAGGUGAGUGCAGUCAUCAUUCUCAGCUUCUGCCUAGUUUAUUAAAUUUUCUGCGCAAGAUGUUGAAAGUGAGAUGAGCAAUAUAUUUUAUAAACCACAGGAGAAUAAAAGAAGAAUCACA
Xiphias gladius (swordfish) is the source of this 2494-nucleotide messenger RNA. It is a transcript of the gene cpt2, whose product is annotated as carnitine palmitoyltransferase 2. Bases 327 to 2330 code for a protein of 667 amino acids. The transcript is spliced from 5 exons. The record is from RefSeq and is a predicted model, not a curated record. Lineage: Eukaryota; Metazoa; Chordata; Actinopteri; Istiophoriformes; Xiphiidae. Gene Ontology annotation, biological process: fatty acid beta-oxidation. Gene Ontology annotation, cellular component: mitochondrion. Gene Ontology annotation, molecular function: carnitine O-palmitoyltransferase activity.